This is a messenger RNA of Gekko japonicus, 1795 nucleotides long. RefSeq names its product cytochrome P450 2J2-like. Bases 1 to 1476 code for a protein of 491 amino acids. Gene Ontology annotation, cellular component: intracellular membrane-bounded organelle; cytoplasm. The transcript has 9 exons. The record is from RefSeq and is a predicted model, not a curated record. Gene Ontology annotation, biological process: arachidonate metabolic process; xenobiotic metabolic process. NCBI's taxonomy places the organism in Eukaryota, Metazoa, Chordata, Lepidosauria, Squamata, Gekkonidae. Gene Ontology annotation, molecular function: heme binding; oxidoreductase activity, acting on paired donors, with incorporation or reduction of molecular oxygen, reduced flavin or flavoprotein as one donor, and incorporation of one atom of oxygen; iron ion binding.
AUGUUGGGAGUGUUGAUUGCCCUACUGGUGUGUCUCCUGGUUCUACGCUUUCUGGGACAACUCUGGUCACACCGGUCCUACCCUCCUGGGCCCCUUCGGCUACCCAUCAUAGGAAACUUUUGGCAAUAUGCAAUCAAGCUUUAUAAAGAUUCUUUCAUCAAGCUGGCCAAAAAAUAUGGAAACAUUUACAUGUUGUGGCUGGGAUCCAUACCUAUAGUUGUCCUGUCUGGAUAUGAAGCGGUGAAAGAAGGGCUGAUAAGCCAUUCAGAAGAGUUUGCUGAUCGGCCGGUGACCCCAAUGCUGAAAACUGUAGUAAAGAACCGGGGUAUUAUGUUGUCAAAUGGCCACACCUGGAAGCAACAGAGGAAAUUCGGGAUAGCCACGAUGCGGAAGCUGGGACUGGGGAAGAAAGGCAUGGAGCACCAAAUAGAAGAGGAGGCCCAUCAGCUUGUUGAGACUUUUGCACGUGCAAAAGGGCAGGCAUUUGACCCUACAAUGCCCAUUACUAAUUCUGUCUCCAAUAUGAUCUGUGCUGUGGCUUUUGGACAUCGGUUUCCUGUUGAAGACAAAGAAUUCAUCAAGUUGAUGGAAGCCAUUAACAAUCUGCUUACAUUUAUCAGCAGCUUAAGUCAUGUUCUCUAUGAACUUUUCCCAUGGAUCAUGGAUUGCCUCCCGGGGCCUCACAAGAAGGCCCUUUCAAGCACAGAGGCUGUGCUUUCGUUUGCAAGGAAUAUGAUAGAAAAGCAUAAGGAGCAUCCCGCUGUCCAUGAGCCACAAGAUUUCAUUGAUUUCUACCUGUUUCAGAUGGAGAAAAGCAAGAAUGACCCCAAAUCUACUUACAAUGAAGACAAUUUGACUGAGUGUAUUUUUGACCUCCUCAUCGCAGGAACAGAUACAGUAUCCUUGACAUUGCGAUGGGCAUUGCUCCUCAUGGCAAAUCACCCAGACAUUCAAGAGAAAGUCCACAAGGAGGUGGAAGAUGUUUUAGGUUCCUCUCAAUUAUUGCGCUUCCAAGAUCGGAAGAAAUUGCCAUACACGAAUGCCGUGAUUCAUGAGAUCCAGCGUUUCCAGUAUACCUUAUUUUUUGGGGGGCCCAGACAAUGUGCAAAAGAUGUGAACAUGUGUGGCUUUCUUAUUCCAAAGGGGGCUAUCAUUUUUGCAGAUCUACAUUCUGUUCUUCUUGAUCCUAAAGAAUGGGAGACACCGGAGGAAUUCAACCCAAAACAUUUUUUGGACAAGGACAGAAAUUUUGUGGAAAGAGAAGCAUUUCUUCCAUUUGGUGCAGGGGCCCGUGCCUGCCUGGGAGAGCAGCUGGCGAGGACUGAGCUCUUCAUCUUCUUCACCAACCUGCUGAGGGCAUUCACCUUCCAGCUGCCAGAAGGAGUGAAGGAACUCAACGCAGAUCCUAUACUUGGGUUAUCAUCUACUCACCACCCAUAUAAGCUCUGCGCUGUUCCCCGCAGCAGUCCGUCAUAAACUGUACCAACUGGAGUGCCUCGUAUGUUACCGCCAAUUUCUCCUCCAUUCCUUUUGCUUCAUCCUAAACCUGCUCUCACUCGCUCCGGACAUUUUGUCCUUGAUUUCUCUGUCAGAGCUUGACAGAUGCCUCCUCAAGAUGGAAUGCAGGCAGAUCUGUGACGUUCCUGAUUGCUAAACUAUUACUAUUGCCUGAUAAAUAAUCUUAUAAGUAGUUUCGAUGUCUUUGCGUCACUCCUCAAUAUAGAAUUCUAAAAGGUAAAGUGUGCCAUUGAGACACAACCAACUCAUGGUGACUGUAAUGUACUCCGCCAUGACC